AUGAUGCUACGGAUAGGGCAGCAUCUUUCGCUUCCUGUUGAAUCGCUUGCGUGGAAAUGUGGGGCUGGGAACAAUGCUCGUCGUAUUUCACAAGUUCUGAUGCUGUCAAGGUUUUGCCGACAGGACCAGCACUAUAACGCGGUUUGUCGGUUUUCCUCAAGUCUUUCUGGCAAAGCGAAUGAUUCCUUCAGUGGAAAAAGAACAUCACUCGACAGUGGAAGAUAUAAAUUUAAAACAAUUCCAAACGCAUUAUGUGUUGGGAGGAUUGUAGCAACUCCUAUGGUCGGUUACCUUGUGGUGCAGCACGAGUUUCCAAUCGCAUUUGGUUUGUUUAUUGCCGCUGGGAUUACUGAUUUGCUGGAUGGGCUAAUUGCUCGCAACAUCCCAGGACAAAAGUCAUUGUUUGGCUCUGUGCUAGAUCCGAUCGCGGACAAGUUGCUUGUCAGUGUGAUGUUCAUCACGAUGAGCUAUGCAGCACUUAUCCCAUGGCAACUGACGGCGGUCGUUUUGCUGCGAGAUAUAUGUUUGCUUGUGGGUGGAUUUUACAAGAGAUAUCGGUCGAUGGAACCCCCGUAUACGGUCCAACGAUAUUUCAAUCCUGAAGUGUCUUCGAUGCAAGUCGUACCCUCCACAAUGAGUAAGAUAAAUACAAUCCUUCAACUUUCUGUCAUAGCGUGCUCUUUAUCCAUACCUGUAUUCAGUCUCGGUGAGUUCAGUUCGCAGACCGCCGCUGGACUAUGCUGGGUCACCGCAUUCACUACUAUAUACUCUGGUUUACAGUAUGCUAGUGGUCGUGCAUUUAAGAAAAUUUGA
Messenger RNA from Necator americanus (New World hookworm), 813 nucleotides. RefSeq lists its product as uncharacterized. Gene Ontology annotation, cellular component: membrane; mitochondrion. The record is from RefSeq and is a predicted model, not a curated record. Lineage: Eukaryota; Metazoa; Nematoda; Chromadorea; Rhabditida; Ancylostomatidae. The transcript is spliced from 7 exons. The coding region runs from base 1 to 813 and encodes 270 amino acids. Gene Ontology annotation, molecular function: cardiolipin synthase (CMP-forming) activity. Gene Ontology annotation, biological process: cardiolipin biosynthetic process.